AGCGAUUUGGGUCCAGCUUAGUAACAGAUGGUCGGACAUCUCAAACAUAGCAUUCUUCCAACACCCUAUUUUCCACCGGAAACAGUAACUUGUGUGGAAAGAGAACACUAUAAGGGACACCAACAAGCACAGCAGAUGGCAUGUGAGUAAUCAGAAAACAACCCAUAAAACCACAUAGACCCAAAAUUGUUUAGGAACCUUUGUUUGGAGCAAUAACAGCUGAGCUGUCUCAAGUAUAUGCCUAUUCUUCCUCUCAGAAACUCCACUUUGAGAGGUUGUCAGAACAUAAGUUGUCUGGUGGAGAAUCCCAUGUCAUCUCAUGCUGGACUGAAAUGAUUGACAUGUACUCUUUAGCAUUCUCACUCCUUAGUAUAUGCAUAGGAGCAUUAAAUUUGGUUUUAACUUCAGCAAAAGAGGAUGUUCUCAAAGGAUCUUUUGGGUCCUCAUUUUGGGCUUGAACUUGGACCAUGGAAUAUGUGUAGCAGUUACACCACUCUCAAUGGAUGCUAUCAGAGAGUAGGGGGAGGGGGGGAGAUAGAUCUGUGAAUGAAUUAGGGGAUCUAUACAAUGUUUAAGAUCUUUGUGUGACUCAGAUACACCAUGUUGUAUAAUUGGUCAUGGAGAAGUGGACAUGAAGGAUGCAACUCUUAUUGGAGAAGUAAUGUCUUUUACCCAGAAUCCAAGGGUGCAUAUGGUGAAGUUUAUUUAGUAAAGUGGCGCGGUACUGAAGUUGCCGCAAAAACCAUUCGUGCUCCCAUUGCAUCAAACCCAAUGGUGAAGAAUGCUUUUCUGAAGGAACUAGCGUUGUGGCAAAAGUUGCGCCAUCCCAAUAUUGUGCAGUUUCUCACUGUUCUAAAUCAAUCUGAUCGAUUGAUCGUUCUCACGGAGUAUCUUCGAAAUGGAAGCUUGUAUGACCAAUUGAGAAAGAAAGGAAGACUUGAUCCACUGACAGCAGUCGCGUAUUCAUUAGAUAUUGCAAGAGGAAUGAAUUACCUACAUCAGCAUAAGCCUCAUGCUAUUAUCCAUAGGGAUUUGACUCCUAGAAAUGUAUUGCAGGAUGAGUCGGGGCAUCUUAAAGUCACGGACUUUGGACUUAGUAAAAUUGCACAACAGAAGGAUUCUUGUGGUUACAAAAUGACCGGAGGGACUGGAUCAUAUCGAUACAUGGCUCCAGAAGUUUACCGUCGAGAAUCAUAUGGGAAGAGUGUUGAUGUUUUUUCAUUUGCUCUAAUUGUCCACGAGAUGUUCCUAGGAGGACCAUCAAAUAGGGAGCAAGCUCCAGAGCAAGUGGCAGAUAAGACAGCAUAUGAAGAUUAUCGGCCACAUCUCGCUUCAUACAUAUUUCCUGAGCAAAUCAAGACGCUGCUUCGUGAAUGCUGGCACAAGAACCCUGAUCGCAGACCCUCAUUUCAAGAAAUAAUUGAUCGCCUUGAGAAAAUCCAUGAGACUAUGCGAGAUAAGAUAGUCUCGGGAACAUGCUGUACCUGCAUUAUAAGUUGAAUUUGAAGCUGAUGCAUCACAUAUUGCAUUUCAUUUCUCUGGUUACAAAAGAGCUUCUGCAUUGCCCUUUCAGAUAUGAAAAUAUAUAAAUAAAUUGUGAGUUUUUCUUGAGAUAUCUUCAAGGGAAUACUUCCUGAAAGGAUAUGAGUUUGCAGCAAAUUUUGUUAAGAGUUAACUUGUAUACACCGGCAUUUCUAAAUAUAUUACAAUAGUAUAAUUUUACCUGUGAUA
Molecule: messenger RNA, 1731 nt
Organism: Capsicum annuum
Lineage: Eukaryota; Viridiplantae; Streptophyta; Magnoliopsida; Solanales; Solanaceae
Product: integrin-linked protein kinase 1
Exons: 10
Coding region: 601-1500 (299 amino acids)
Biological process (GO): protein phosphorylation
Molecular function (GO): ATP binding; protein kinase activity
Source: RefSeq, a predicted model, not a curated record